Molecule: messenger RNA, 1548 nt
Organism: Paraphaeosphaeria sporulosa
Lineage: Eukaryota; Fungi; Ascomycota; Dothideomycetes; Pleosporales; Didymosphaeriaceae
Product: putative 4-hydroxybenzoate polyprenyl transferase
Exons: 3
Coding region: 484-1548 (354 amino acids)
Biological process (GO): ubiquinone biosynthetic process
Cellular component (GO): mitochondrial inner membrane
Molecular function (GO): 4-hydroxybenzoate polyprenyltransferase activity
Source: RefSeq, a predicted model, not a curated record
CUUUCUUCGAAUGCCUGUACAUGAUCCAAGCUCAUACAUACAAACGCUUUGUGAUCAAGGCAGAUGAUCUUCUAAAAUUUAAUUCUGGCGACACACCGCAGAUUUAUUACUGAGUAUGGGUGGAUGAACCUGUGGCUAUGUCUAGGGUUCUGCUUACCACAGCGUUCCUAGUGCGACGGCGCUGAUUACCGCGAAUACCAUAAAUUGUAGCACCUUUGAAUGCGAGGUGAUAAUCCAGGUGGUAAGAUGGUCGCAACAUGAUGGAAAUCCAACUCGAGAUAGAGACAAUCAACAAAACUUAAGGUAUAGAAUUGAAAAUGCACUUCACGCCUCUUCUGACAUAGUAAAUAGUCAUGAUGUAUAAAUACCAUCCAUUUCCAGCUGCACUAACGCUUAUUUUCUAUUUCCUUGUGCUCUGGUGAAGAUGGCUGCUCACUCUCGAAGAGGGCAUGCAAGGCCUAUACUGUCUGGUUUGAGGUGAGCAUGCGAUACGAUGGCGUCGGCACGCUUAUGCAGCAGCUGAAUAUCCACAAUACUCCGGCUAUUCAAAAAGCUGCCAGAGCGUCGCUGCCGGCGGGUCGCUGCCUCAGACGGAAUACGCAGUACACGCCGCCAACCAAGGGUUUUGUAUCAACGCUGCCCGUUUCAUGGGUUCCAUAUGCCCAAUUGAUGCGCAUUGAGCGUCCCGCGGGGCUCUACGCCUUCUACGUUCCGUACAUCCUCGGUCUUGCUUUCGCAGCCUGCCUGAGCAAGGAAACCAUUCAGCCAAGCAUUCUCCUCAAACACAGCGGUCUAUUACUCGUCGGCUGCGUGAUUCUUCGCGGAGCCUCCUGCACAUGGAACGAUAAUAUGGACCAGGAGUACGACAGAGCCGUAGCCCGCUGCCGUAACCGACCGAUUGCUCGGCGUGCCGUCUCAACUGCUCAAGGUCACAUAUUCACUCUGGCUCUCUACCUCGCAGGAGCUGGCCUCGUCUCCAUCUGGCCAAAAGAAUGCGCCUACGAUGCGAUUGUGAUUGCAAUUCUUUUCACCAUUUAUCCUUUCGGAAAGCGCUUCACAAACUACCCUCAAUUCAUUCUCGGCUUUCCAUUCGCGGCUGGAAUAGUCUUCUCGUGCCAUCUUGUUGGAGUCGAUCCUUUCGCGGGUGGCGUGAUGGGUCUCUCAACCGCUUUUUUAAUGGCCGCCAACGUUUCCUGGACAAUGAUCUACGACACUAUCUAUGCCCAUCAAGAUCUCAAAGACGACUUGAAAGCGGGCGUCAAGUCCAUGGCGGUGCGGUUCAAGGAUAGCACAAAGACUUUGACAUCCGUUUUAGCAAUUCUCCAGGUUCUCCUCCUGGUCAAAGUUGGAGCUGAUCUCGAGCUAUCUUCGCUCUACUACAUAAUUACAUGCGCGGGCACUGCUGUGGCGCUGGCAGCCAUGAUUAGCUUGGUCGACUUGGAGGUACCGGCCAGCUGUGCUUGGUGGUUUAAGAUGGAUUUUUGGUUUGCUGGAGGGACCAUGAUAGGUGGAUUUCUGGCGCAGUAUCUGCAGCGAGUCUUCCUGUAG